Messenger RNA from Caenorhabditis auriculariae, 2307 nucleotides. NCBI's taxonomy places the organism in Eukaryota, Metazoa, Nematoda, Chromadorea, Rhabditida, Rhabditidae. The record is from the annotation of a GenBank genome assembly.
AUGGAGCUGGAGGAUCAGCUUGUGGUGCUCGAAGGCACGCCAAAUGUGUCGCAGGUAAACUCUCGAGAUAAGGAUAUCGGCGAAGAGUUGGGAGAAAUUCGUAUGCAAUUGUCUUCUCUGGAGAGGGAUGAGAUGGCUAAUACGGUAAGCGAGAUCUUAUUUAGAAUUAAAUGAUUGAAAAAGGAAUUAUUUCGUGAAUAGUUAAGAUAAAAAGUAAAAAAAUUUUUAUUUGCUAGAGUUAUAUAUUUUACUUUUUUUAUUUUACAACUUGUUAUUAAAAAAAUUUACGUGUUCCUAAAGGGGAGCCGACUUCAGUCUGUGUUUUUGAAUUUAUGCAUGACCUAAAGUAAGUUAUUAGAAAAUUAUAGAGAAUUUGAUUUUAUUAUGGUUCAGAGUUUCGAUAGAUAGAGGAAGUUUGUUACGUGUUGUGUUGGGGAAGCCUAAUAAGGCUUUCCCAAUACCAAUUAUAACAAUGAAGCUGUCGCAAAUGGCAUAUGAGGAUGUUAUCCAAAAACCAGAGGUGAUGGAAACAAUCUGUCUAGACUGAAUGAGAAAAAGAUUUGGAGUUAGUGUAAGUUAAGUUUGCUAAUGAAGUUAAUUAAAUUUUUGAAUAAUCUUAGGAUAAACGAAAAAUGGAUACGGAUUGAGAUUGCGAAGUCAUUCGUGGAAAGAAUGCAUGAAAGCAUAUUCAUGGGAGUUUACAUGUAAUAGGAUUCUAAUGAGAAAUAUGAGAAAAAUUUUUUUAAAUUUAUAGGGAUGUACAACGUAAGUUUGGGAUUGCGGAUGAUUUGACUGUGAGGCGUCAUCAGUUAAAUAAAGGGAUCGAUUUCGUAUUCGUUACCAAGGAAGGUAGACGAAUAACGGUGAGUAUGAAUUGUCACGAGUUAAUUAAAUUUUUAGAGUAAUAUGAAGACUGUACCAUAUGCUGAUUUACCUAAAUUUUUCCCAGAUGAAUAUCAAAACUCGUUAGAGGUAAGUAGAAAUUAAUUAAAUCAAUAAAAAUUACAUAAACUAUUAAGUAAGAGUUAUUUAGAAGCAAGCUAGCAAUGCUCGGAGAAUUCGUACAAUGAAUCGAAUUUUUAUGCAAUGGGGAUUUACGGUUGAAUUCAACGGUCAAAAGCUCGGAUUUGCGGGAAAGGCCGACGAGGAAAUUGCCAAGUUUGGAAAACCACCGGUGGGAGGUAUAUAGUUAAAGAAGUUAAUUAUUAAUUAUAUAUAUAAAUUAAUUAUAGGAAAGGAAAUUUUUGAAACGUUGGAUUGAAAAAGUUUUCGACUCCGGAAAAGUGUUGUGAAGGAAAGAAACACAGGGGAUAAGGAGAGAGAAGGCAGUGGAGGUGUGUUAAAUGAAUUAUGAUAGUAAAAAUAAAUAUUAAUUCCUUUAGGAAAGAAGCGGCGUCGUUGGUCAGAUGGAAAUCAAAGUUUGGCGGUCAAAAACGGAAAGAGGAGGUCCGAUGAACGUCGUGGUAAUUCGCGGGAUGAACGUCGUGACGAAGUUUCCGUAAGAGGCCAUCGAAGCUCCUUUGGAAGAGGUGUGAGAAAUUAAAAGUAUAAUGUUUGUUUUGAUUUUUGUUUUAUUCUAUAGGUGUGAAUGUUAAAUGUUCAUUAUACAGUUGUCGUUGGAUGAGUAAAGUAAAGUAAAAGUAUAAUGCAUGUUUUAAUUUUGUUAUAUUUUAUGGGUAUAAAUACCGAUGGUUUAAAGAUAAUAAUAUUUUAUGUCGCGCAGCCGUUUCGGGUCCCAAAAAUGGACGGCUUAGAGGGUGACCCAUCGUCAGCAUUUUACCCUCUUGCUUUAAAUCAAAAAAAUGUUAUAAAAGAUUUUUAGCUAUUAUACCUAAAUUUUUAUACAAUUUUGAAAAAUACAUACGGAUUUUAAUCCUGCCCAAGAGCAUUUCAAAUUCCUAAAAAUUAUGUAGAAUAAUUUGUAAAAAAAUUUAGUGCGAAUUCAUCGCAAUGUCAACCUUCGACGUCCUGAUGUCGAUAAGGUAUGAUUUUUCUAAAAAGCCUUCCGACAUAACACGUGCUAUUUAGCACUCUUCGAGACACGACGUUAUGAAGCGUUUGAGGAAUCAGAUCGGCUCUGCGUGUCAAUUGGCCGACUUGACUGACAUCGGUAUUUUAAAUUUAAAUAUUUUUUUAAAAAUAUUUUUUUCAAUUCACUUAGAUGUACUUAUUUUUUUAAUUGUAGGGCCCGCUGCCAACGCCGACGAGCGCACUGCUUUGGAUACAAUCAAGUUGGAGCUUACUCAGCUACUUGAUGAGAUAUCGCCUUCGCAUUCUCCUCAGGGGUCCGCCACCGAGUCGGACUGA